AUGGCCAAUGGCGUUGUCUUCCAUCACGGAAUUGAACUGUGCUGGUGGUACCUGGCACUCAACACCUCGGUAGACACUGAAAACGACGCCCACCGUGAUGGCUACGAGCUAGAGCUAUAUAUGUGGAAUGAGCAUAUGGAGAUUUCAGAGUACAUGGUUCAGCUUGCUCCGCAUAUUUUCGCGGAUCCCUCUCCUCCCAAUCGCACCCCGAGCUGCUCCUUUGCGCGCGAAUGCCUCCGCCCCGCCCGCGAGUACCGCUGCCCGGGCUGCGGCAAGCGCUACGCCGUCCGGACCAACCUCAAGGGGCACGCCAAGACCUGCGGCACCCGCGAGUACCUCUGCGACUGCGGCACACUGUGA
Setaria italica (foxtail millet) is the source of this 360-nucleotide messenger RNA. RefSeq lists its product as uncharacterized. The record is from RefSeq and is a predicted model, not a curated record. NCBI's taxonomy places the organism in Eukaryota, Viridiplantae, Streptophyta, Magnoliopsida, Poales, Poaceae. Bases 1 to 360 code for a protein of 119 amino acids. Gene Ontology annotation, cellular component: nucleus. Gene Ontology annotation, molecular function: DNA-binding transcription factor activity. The transcript is spliced from 2 exons.